This is a messenger RNA of Arctia plantaginis, 321 nucleotides long. The record is from the annotation of a GenBank genome assembly. NCBI's taxonomy places the organism in Eukaryota, Metazoa, Arthropoda, Insecta, Lepidoptera, Erebidae.
AUGUUAGUUGCUUAUGUCGAAAGUGGUGUCUCAUCUACAGUAAGAAGAAAACCAGAGAAGUUUGAAUUUGCUCUUCCACCUGAAGGGUUAACUAUGGACUUAGUGAUAAAGAAUCGUGAAACACAUGUGCCAGUUGCAAAAGUUAAGUUUGACAUCAACGAACAGAAUAAGAAAGUAGUGCUGUCCUUAGCUCCAGAGCCUGCUCCUCCUACUGUGUUACCUUCAGUGGAUGAUCGUAAUGGUAUCGCUGUGGGUACAUGCCCAAGAGGAUACACCAGAGCUGGUGCAUUUUGUUUCAAGGAUGACUACGAUUAUAAUUAA